AUGACGCCCAACCCACCUGAUGCCAUGACGCCCAACCCACCUGAUGACAUGACGCCCAACCCACCUGAUACCAUGACGCCCAACCCACCUCAUGCCAUGACGCCCAACCCACCUCAUGCCAUGACGCCCAACCCACCUGAUGCCAUGACCCCCAACCCACCUGAUGCCAUGACGCCCAACCCACCUCAUGCCAUGACGCCCAACCCACCUCAUGCCAUGACGCCCAACCCACCUGAUGCCAUGACGCCCAACCCACCUCAUGCCAUGACGCCCAACCCACCUGAUGCCAUGACGCCCAACCCACCUCAUGCCAUGACGCCCAACCCACCUCAUGCCAUGACGCCCAACCCACCUCAUGCCAUGACGCCCAACCCACCUCAUGCCAUGACGCCCAACCCACCUCAUGCCAUGACGCCCAACCCACCUCAUGCCAUGACGCCCAACCCACCUCGUGCCAUGACGCUCAACCCACCUCAUGCCAUGACGCUCAACCCACCGCAUGCCAUGACGCUCAACCUACCUCAUGCCAUGGCGCCCAACCCACCUCAUGCCAUGACGCCCAACCCACCUCAUGCCAUGACGCCCAACCCACCUCAUGCCAUGACGCUCAACCCACCUCAUGCCAUGACGCUCAACCCACCUCAUGCCAUGACGCCCAACCCACCUCAUGCCAUGGCGCCCAACCCACCUUAUGCCAUGACGCCCAACCCACCUCAUGCCAUGACGCCCAACCCACCUCAUGCCAUGACGCCCAACCCACCUCAUGCCAUGACGCUCAACCCACCUCAUGCCAUGACGCCCAACCCACCUCAUGCCAUGACGCCCAACCCACCCCAUGCCAUGACGCCCAACCCACAGAUGAGAGCAGCGCAGCCGUGCCAUCUCACGCGCACCUGCACUCUCCUCGCCCCGGGCAUGCCACUGGCUCGUCUGGAUCCUGUCAAUGAGCAACACGUGGCGGCAGCAGCUGCUGCCACGUCAGCACUGCAGGAGAAGAAAGCAGGCGGGCUGACGAAGGUGGGUGGAGGACGGCCGCGUUUAGUGGUGCGGUGGCGGUGGGUGGACGUGGAGGGGCGGGAGGGCGAGGAGGAGCUGGACCGGGCAGCGGUGAUGCAGCGCACGGGGCUGCAUGCGCGCGACCUGCGCAUCCUCGACCCGCUGCUCUCCUACCCCUCCACCAUCCUCGGCCGUGAGCGCGCCAUCGUGCUCAACCUCGAGCCUUCCCCCGCCACUCAUCUGCCCGGGGUGGUGGCGGCAUGGCAGCACCUCAAGGCCAUCAUCACGGCUGAAGAGGUGCCUUUCUGCCCUUCAUUGCGCACUUGGCGCCAUGCUCCCUCCAACCCAUGCCAUGAUGCCCUCCCACGCCCACCUGCCGUCCCACGCCCACCUGCCGUCCCACGCCCACCUGCCGUCCCACGCCCACCUGCCUCACUGCUUGGAUCUGAUUUGGAACCGUUAUUGGCAACUCAAAUGACCAUGAAGCGCACCUCUCCCUCUACAUGCCUUUCAUGCCUCUCUGCUCUCCCCUCCCCUGGUCUGGCCUCCCGGCCGCCCUCCCUUGGUGUGUGUGGCACUGAUGGCUCUGCGAGGAGGCACGACAGUGGCGAGUCAAGGGAGGUGCAUGGGGGUGGAGGGGGGAGAGACGGCCAUGAAGGGAGUGAGGGGACAAGGGAGAGUGCACACGCUGUUCAUGGGAGCGAUGCGGCGAGAAGAGUCGAUGAGAGGCGAAGAGUACGUGGGGUGUCAGAGAUUGAGAUGGUGGAGUGCGAAGAGAGUGAGAGAUGUGGGCCAGUGGAUGGCGACGGGGAUGAGGAGGAAGAGGAGGAGGAAGAGGGGGAAGAUGAGGAGGAUGCGUGGGAGGGCAUGGGCAGUGCACACGGGUCCCGGGCGGAGAGUGAGCCGCUCACGCUGCGACUGCGCGUGAAGGAAGGCGACCGGCCGUUCGAGUUCAUCGCAUUGGAGGUGGCGCUGGAGCAGGUGUGCCGUGCGCUGGACUCGCACACCACGCUGCUGGAGAACGAGGCUUACCCCGCCCUCGAUGAGCUCACCUCCCGAGUCGGUGCCCCUUCCCUUUCCGCAUCCGUCCCACCUUGCCUUCUCCCUACUCUUCCUUCCACUCGCCUGUCAAUCACCCGUGCACCAUUCACUGCGUGCUCUCACCCCUUGUGCUCGCCACGCCACGGCACGCCCUGGCAGGUGAGGGAGGAGUUGGAGCAGCUGCUGGACGACGAUGACGACAUGGCCGAGAUGUUCCUCACCCGCAUGGCCGCCGCCCCGCACUCCCCCACCGCCACCAUCGCUGCACGGCGCCGCCUCCCUCGCCUUUUCCCUCCCCGCCCCCGCCGCCCUCCAUGCGCCGUUUGCCUCUCCCCACCUCGCCUCCUCCCCGCUCGGCUCGCGGAUGUCCAUUGGCGGGCGUCCUACUUCGUGCAGAUAGACAGCAUCCUCAACAACCUCUUCACUCUGAGGGAGUACAUCGACGACACCGAGGACUACAUCAACAUCCAGAUUGACAAUCACCGCAAUCAGCUCAUCCAGCUGGAGCUGGUGCUGAAUGCGGGCAUCAUGGGCACGUCCAUCUCCGCCACCGUCGUCGGCAUAUUCGGAAUGAACAUCCCCUACGCGUGGAACACAGAUCCAUCUGCCUUUGUUUGG
Molecule: messenger RNA, 2655 nt
Organism: Closterium sp. NIES-65
Lineage: Eukaryota; Viridiplantae; Streptophyta; Zygnematophyceae; Desmidiales; Closteriaceae
Source: the annotation of a GenBank genome assembly